AUGUGUGUGUGUGUGUGUGUGUGUGUGUGUGUUUCAGGUCUGCUGGUGGGUGCACUGGACACUGUGCUGGACUCUAAUGCUCGAGUGGCUCCGUUCCGGAUCGUUCUGCAUGUGCCUGAAUCUCAGCUCAGCUGGGUCAUAGCCAGCGGAGGGACGAUAGAGGAGGUGAUGAAACACUGGAAAUGGCUGGAUCAGAACCUGCUGCCGUACAUGGCUGUGUUUGAGAAUAAAGAAGAUGCCGCCAGUUUUGUUCAGGGCAAAGUCAAAGGUUUGAUUGCGGAGGAGGUUUUGGGUGGUCAGGCAGCUCAUGAAGAUGAUCCCGCACGCUUUCGGGAAGAUCUGGUGCGUUUCGAGCAGCGCUUCGGCCUCCCGCAGCGAGAGAAGCUGGUGGUGCAUUACUCCUGCUGCUGCUGGAAGAGCCGUGUCCCGCGGCAGGGCUCGCUGUACCUCACCACCAACCACAUGGCCUUCUACUCAUUCCUGCUGGGCAAAGAGGUGAAGCUGUUAGUCCCGUGGGCUGAAGUGACGCGGCUGGAACGCGUGUCGGUGGGUGUGCUGACGGAUGUGAUCCGCGUUCACACCAGACGGAAACACAGAGAGUUCUCCAUGUUUAUGAAUGUAGAGGAGGUGAUGAUGGUCAUGUGUCAGCUGGCUGAUAUCGCCCUCCGCAGGCUGCUGGACAGCGGCGGACUCACGCUUGAUCAGGCACUGCAGGACUUCACCAACAUUACUAAGAGAGUUUUGGAGGAACAGGCCCUCAGACAGUAUGUGCUCUCUCUCUUCGGGCUUCCUCGAGGUGAGCAACUGCAGGAAGUGAUGUCAUGCUCGCUGUGGACUCCUCACGCCCGCUGUCACACGUCGGGCACCGUUUACACCACCGAUGGGUAUCUGUGCUUCAGCAGCCGGCAGGAGGGCCAGUGCGCGCUCAUCAUCCCACUGGCGGAGAUAGUCUCAGUAGAGAAGGCAGACAGCACCGCUGCUCUCCCGAACCCGCUGAUCAUCAGUGUCCGCUGUAAGCGUGCGUUCCAGCUGAUCGAGCUGCAGCAGCGGGACACACUGGUGGAGAAGCUGAGGGAGCGGCUGCGGGAGCUGCACUGGAGACAGGCUGUGAUUCGAGGACAUGAGCAGCGCAAGAAGACCACGGUGUCCUCCACGCCAUACUACACCUUCUGUUACGACACCAUUCAGUCAGAUGAGGAGGACGGCAGCGUCAGCAUCUCUGAUAAAGCUCUGCGUCACACUGUGCUCAGCAACACACUCCUGUCCUCAUUCCACCCCAGCCAAUCAGACGCCAGCGGCACACGGAACACAGAGCAGGUGCGUGAGCGUCUGUGGCAGGAUCACUUCAGUGAGUUUGGUCGUGGUGUCCACAUGUUCCGCUCAGAGAAGAUCCGCACGCUGGUGUCGCUGGGCCUGCCGGAGUCUCUGCGCGGGGAGCUGUGGCUGCACUUCUCAGACGCCAGCUCAUCUCUGGCCGCUCACCCGAACUACUACGCUGAUCUGCUGGAGAAGUGCAGAGGAGAGAGCAGCGUGGCCACAGAGGAGAUCGAGCGGGAUCUGCACCGAUCAUUACCGGAGCAUCCGGCGUUCCAGAGCGAGACCGGCAUCAGUGCACUGCGCCGUGUGCUCACCGCAUACGCCUACCGCAACCCCUCCAUCGGCUACUGCCAGUCCAUGAAUAUCCUGGCGUCGGUGAUGCUGCUGUACCUCAGAGAGGAGGAGGCCUUCUGGCUGCUGGUGACCGUGUGUGAGCGCAUGCUGCCCGACUACUUCAACCGCAGGGUCAUCGGUGCUCAGGUGGACCAGUCGGUGUUCGAGGAGCUGAUCCGCGAGCGUCUGCCGGACCUGGCGGCUGCUGUCGGGGAUGUCUCCCCGCUGGCGUCUGCGUCUCUCACCUGGUUUCUGACUCUGUUUGUGAGCGUUCUGCCGUUCCGCAGCGCUCUGUGUGUUCUGGACGGCUUCUUCUACCAGGGCAUCAGAGCCAUCUUCCAGAUCAGCCUGGCGGUGCUGGAGGCCAACGCAGCCGAGCUGAGCGGCUGCACUGAUGACGGAUACGCCCUCAUCAUCCUCUCUACUUUUCUUGAGCGGGUCCGUCAUGAGGAUGAAUCAGCUGAUCAUCUUGAAAAUGCAGGAGCUUCUCAACAUCUGAACAUCACCAACCUCAUCACUGACGCAUACGAGAAGUUCAGCAGUGUGUCCGUGAAGCAGCUGGAGCAGAUGCGGUGUCUCCACAGGCUGCAGGUUCUCCAGGCUCAUGAGGACACCAGUAAAGACAACGCUCUGCGGUUGGUCACUCCAGAUGUGUCUCUGCCGCAGGAACAUCUGUCUGACCUCUACGACCUCUUCAAGACAGAGCACUUCAUCAGUCUGUACUGGGGAGAGAGUGUGUGUUGCUCUGCCGCCGCUGCGUCCUCCAGCACGGAGCCGUAUUUUCUGGACGGAGCUCAGUUUAAGAGUCUGUUUGAGCUGCUGGCGCCGUGGCCCUGCGGCACACACACCGACACACUCGCGCAGCGCGCAUUCACACUGCUGGACCAGGACCGAGACCAGCGCGUCAGCUUCUCUGAGUUCAUACACAUGCUGGAUGUCCUCUACUGUGAGGAGCUGAAUGAGAAGAUCCGGCUGCUGUACCGCCUGCACAUCCCGCCAGCUCUGAGUGAGGAUUCAGAAGACUCGUCUCCGCUGAAGAGUCCAGUAUUGUCCAGCACCAGACCGCUCUACGUCAACCUGCCCAAUGGCGAGAGGAAGAGUUAUGAGGAGCAGCUGCAGCAGAUGCUGGAGGAUCUGAACAGCAGAAAGAAGGACCAAGAGAAACCCCUGCCCCACAUGAACCAGCGCGAGUUCAUCCAGUUCUGCAAGACGCUCUACAGCAUGUUCCAGGGCGAGUCCAGCGAGUCGGAGCUCUUCCAGGCCAUCGGGAUGUUCACCAGCCUGCUGCUGCAGAUCGGGGAGGCCCGACAGCACUCAGACGCAGCAGACGAGCAGUGGACGGUGAGUUUCCAGCAGAUUCUGGCCUCCUUCCUGACCGAACAGGUGCUGGUCAACUUUCUGGAGCGACCCGUGGACCUGAGCGCCAGAAUCUGCACCGCCAGAGAGCGGCAGUACCAGGAGCGUGCAGGAGUGCUCAUGAUCCAGCACACAUGAGGAGGAAUACAACACAACACAACACAACACUCCUUUACUCUGUACUAGACCUGAGUUUCUUCCUUCUGUUGAACACUAAAGAAGAUAGUUUGAAGAAUACUGGAAACCUGUAACCAUUGACUUCCAUUGAAGGAAAAACAAAUGCGUAGUCAAUGGUUUCCAGCAUUCUUCUAAUGAUCUUCUUUUGUGUUCAACUGAAGAAAUUCAGAUUUAACAAGUGAAGGGCGAGUUAAAGAAUUGUAUUUUUUUCCUUAAAGGGGUCAGACCUUUCUACUGUUGAAUACAAGGAUAUUUUAAAGAAUGUUGGAAACCAGUAACCAUUGACUUACAUUAUGAAAAAAUUAAAUGCUAAAUCAAUGGUUACUGGUUUCCAGCAUUCUACAAAAUCUCUUUUGUGUUUAAUAGAUAAAAACUAGAUUGGAAACAAGUGAAGAGCAGGUAAAGGAUGACAGAAUUGUAUGUUUUUCCUUUAUAGGGACUGUUAACCCCCCAAAAAGAACAAAUCUUAAUAUUUACUCAACCUGAAGACAUUUAAACCUUUAUGAGUUUCAACUUUCAACUCCCCCAACUUUAUGAGGAAGAUAUUUUGAAGAAUGCUGAAAACCGAUAACCAUUGACUUCCAUAGUAGGAAAAACAAAUGCAAAGUCAGUUGUUUCCAGCAUUCUUCAAACUAUCUUCUUUUGUGUUCAACAGAAGAAACUCAGAUUUAAUCAAGUGAAGGGAGAGUAAAAUACUUGUAUUUUUCCUCUAAGGGGUCAGUUCACAUUAAAAAAGAAUGGUUACAUGAUAUUUACUCCACAUAAAGGGGUUUCAGACCUUUCUACUGUUGAAAACAAAAAAGAUAUAAGAAAAAUACUGAAAAACAAAUGUAAGUCAAUGGUUUCCAGCAUUCUUCUAAAUAUCUUCUAGUGUGUUCAACAGAGAAAAUUCAGAUGUAAACAACUGAUGGUAAAAUACUUGUAUUUUUCCUCUAAGGGGUCAGUUUACCCAAAAAAAGAAUGGUUACUUGAUAUUUACUCCACAUAAAGGGUUUCAGACCUUUCAACUGAUUAAUGCAAAAAAAAAGAUAUUUUGAAGAAUGUUAGAAAUCAGUAACCAUUGACCUACAUUGUAGAAAAAUUAAAUGCUAAAUCAAUGGUUACUGGUUUCCAGCAUUCUUCAAAAUAUAUUCUUUUGUGUUUAAUAGAAGAGUUUCUUUUUUUUAUCUGUUAAACACAAAGGAAGAUAUUUCAAAGAAUGCUGAAAACCGAUAACCAUUGACUUCUAUAGUAGGAAAGACAAAUUUAAGUCAAUGGUUUCCAGCAUUCUUCUAAUUAUCUUCUUUUGUGUUCAACAGAAGAAACUCAGAUUUGAAGUGAAUGUUGCCUGAAACUUAUUUUUGUUUUCCUUUAAAGCGACUGUUCAUCGUUGGAAAUGAAUGUUCCCUCUCCCUCAUGUGCUUUCAAACUUUUAUGAGUUUCUUUCUUCUGUUGAACACAAGAGAAGAUAUUUUGAAGAAUGCUGGAAAUCGGUAAUCCUUGAAGUCCACGGUAGGACAAGCAAAUACUAUAGAAGUCAAUGGUAACCGGUUUCUAACAUUCUGUGUUCAACAGAGGGAUGAAAAUCAGAUUUGAAACAAGUAAAGGGUGUGUAAAAGAUUUAAUUGUAUUUCUGUAAAGGGAUAGUUCACCCAAAACUGAAAAUGAUGUUGUCAAUUACACAGCCUUCCCUUAUUCCAAACCUUUACUAGUUUCUUUAUUCUACUGAACACAAUGAGAUCUUUUAAGGAAUGUUGAAAACUGGUCACUUUUUACUUCAAUAGUAUUGUUUUUUCUACACUGGAAGUCAAUGGUUACCGGUUUCCAACAUUCUUCAAAAUAUCUUCUCUUGUGUUCAACAAAAGAGAGAAACUAAUAAAGUUUUAAAACCAAAUGAGGCAGAGUAAAUAAGUAAAUAGUAAUUUUUUGGGGGGUAAAAAUUAUCCACAAAAACAAAACAAAAUAAAAUCAACAAAAAGGGGGCCGUUCACCCUAAAAUGAAAAUGUACACUAUUUACUUUAAACACCCUAUAUUGAACUAUGCUGGAAACAGGAAACCAUUGACUUGCAUAGUGGGAGAAACUAAUACUAUGGAAGUCAAUGGUUACCCGUUUUUAUCAUUCUUCAGAAUAUCUCCUUUAGUGUUCAACAGUAAAAGGAAACUCAUAAAGGUUUGGAAACACUUGUGGGGGAGUAAAUAUUGUAAUUUUUGUGUGAACUGACCCUUUAUUGAUCAGCAGUUAUCUGAGAGUUGAGUUUAUUUGCUCAUUUGGGCUGGUAAUAAAUCAGUGGAGAGAUGAUCCAGCCCAGAUGAAGAGCACACCACACACAAUCCCAUGAUGCCACUGGGGUGAGCUGGACUCCCCCAAUCAAUGACCAGUUCCAGAUUUAAAGGCACAGUUCACCCCAACUAAAGAAUAUUUACUCACGCCUUACUCUCCCUCAGGCGAUUAUAACCCUUUAUGUGUUUCCCUCUGUUGAACACAAAAGAAGAUAUUUUGAAGAAUGCUGCAAACCUGACUUCCGUAAUAUUUGUUUUUCCUACUAUGGAAGUCAAUGGUUACUGGUUUUUAACAUUCUUCAGAAUAUCUUCAACAGAAAAGAGAAACUUAUAAUCCACUUGAGGGAUAAUAGUGGGUAAAUUUCUCAUUUUGGGGUGAACUGACCCUUUAAUGUCAGACGUGAUGAACUCUGAGUUCAGUUUAUUUACACAUUUUAGUCUGGGACAGUAACUUGAUGCACUGUGAAUGGAGAAAUGAUUCUGAAUGCACCACUAUUCUCUCUUGGACAGAUUCAGAGUUUAGUGUUUACCAGCAGGAGGCGCUCUAGGCUUCACUAACAGGCCAACUCUGGUCAUUAUAUCACUCGUCAUCACUCCAGGUAAAUGAAUCAAUAAUGAAGGUCAGAAAUUGAAUUACAAGAGUGUGUUCACAUUUACAAAAUAUCCAGAUGAGUAGAUAAAUGAGCUUAAAUCUGCUGUUAUCUAGUCUAGAGCGCCAUCUCCUGUUAAACAUGAUGCUCAGAGUUUAUUCAAGAGACUCAUGAGGCGUUCAGUCUUAAUAAUGACCGCUUAAUAGCAAUGCAUCAACUUAUGGUCCCCGCGUCACAUGUUCUGGCUUUAAAACACACACACUUGAUCAGUAUUCAGCUUCUGUUCACACACACACACACACUUCAGAUAAUGUUUGCAUUUGUCCACAUGAGCAUUAUUAACCUGAUGGAUUUGGAUGUGCACCAUGUGAAGUUGCUGAGUCCUGAUGGGUUUGUUUAUAUGAGGGACUGAAUGAAGGAGAUCAGCAUUACUGAUCAUGUGACCCGCAGCGUUUAACAUGUUUUACUCAUUUUAAUUAAUUAAAACUAUCACAGUACAGAGUCAGUGCUGGAGAGGAUGCAGCUUUAAUCUUUAUAUGUAAUGUUACGUCUCUUAAUUCUACCAAACAUGCUGCAUCUCUAGAUGUAGAAGUGCCUUAUACAGCGAGCCAUAUGGGAUUCUGCUGAUUGUGCCAGUGUGAAAGCCAAAGGGACCAUCUUUAACCCUUGUGUGUUCAGACUGACUCUCCUUUGGUGAUGUUGGUGCUGCUUUUACCCCAUUGACUUCCAAUAUAAUCACAUUUAUUGAUUGUGACGCCAUGACGGCAGAUUAUAGCGCAUGUGUGCAGAAAUACACUGUUCUAAGAUAUCAGGAUUAUUUUGAGCUUCUCAGACAUUUCAACAGGGAAAACCAGCAACAGUCAGGAAUGCAGGACUAUCUGCGGUCAUGGCUUCACAAUCAAUAAAUGUGAUUAUCAUGGGGCAGAAUCAGCAGCAGCAUCAGUAAAGAGGAGUCAAUCUGAACAGAGUGUGUCGAUUCUCAAAACAUUUUCCCAAAAUAUGUGUCAAAAUAAGAUUUGUGACCGAAGCUCUUUCCGUUUGCUGACACAGAGAGAAAGAGGAGACCAAAUUAAGCCUCAAAAUCAGCCCAGAGUGGGUGAAAACGACCCAGCAGCACACAAGGGUUAAUUCCUCACUGUUACACACACCGCUUAUCCAGAUGAAGCAUUAAAUCAAUCGUCAGAGCCGUCCUGAUCUUUAUGUAGCAUUAGCUGAUGUUCACACAUCUUCAUGAUGUUGUUUGUUUACGUCCGCAUGUCAACACGGAGCAAUUAAAGAACAUGUACAACA
Molecule: messenger RNA, 7323 nt
Organism: Danio rerio (zebrafish)
Lineage: Eukaryota; Metazoa; Chordata; Actinopteri; Cypriniformes; Danionidae
Source: RefSeq, a predicted model, not a curated record